This is a messenger RNA of Aureobasidium vineae, 828 nucleotides long. The record is from the annotation of a GenBank genome assembly. Lineage: Eukaryota; Fungi; Ascomycota; Dothideomycetes; Dothideales; Saccotheciaceae.
AUGGUGGUCAUCGAGGCAAAUCAGAAACUUCAAAAAGAGUCGCCUCUCAUAUCGCCUGCAAAAUCUUCAAGUCCCGAAAAUGAUUCGGAUCCACAAGACGUAUCCCAGACCAAGGACGGAGACGACGAGCGAAGGAGCAGUUCAAUCGCCUUUUCUCCUUCGAGCUUCAAACCAUUAAAUCAUCGCCGAACUGCACCAAAACACAAUGACGCAGGAAAAUUCGAAUGUCAGAACUGCCAUCAGAUAUUUGAUCGCAAGUGUGAAUGGAACAAACACAUGGACAAGCAUGAACGGCCAUACAAGUGCGACAAACCGCAAUGCGCCAAGUUGCUGGGAUUCACCUACUCAGGCGGUCUUUUGCGUCACGAACGCGAGGUUCACGGUAUGCACGGCGGACCUAAAGAACAGCUCUUCUGCCCUAUCAAACACUGCAAGCGACACACGGAACAGGGCUUCACACGCCGCGAGAACCUGCAGGAGCAUCUGCGAAGGGUGCACAAGCUGCAAGACGUUGAAAGCAUCGAAGCUGCUGCGCAAGACGCCCUUACACCUGGAACUGCUCCCUCUGACCACGAUAGUGACGAUGACAACCGGUCGAUCAAGCGCAAGCGUAUGAGCGUUGUUAGCCAAAGCGAGGAUGCGCCGGAAGAGGAUGUCAGAACCCAGCUCAAGAAGUUACGACUCGAGAAUGCAGAAUUGAGGGGCAUGGGGGAAAGUCAGCGAGCCGAGAUCGACGAGAUGAAGGAACAGAUCAAGCUCCUCGCAGAACAACUCGCAGCAACACAAACCGUACAACUCCCUCGCUGGCGGCCAAAUGGUUCGACAUGA